Messenger RNA from Stegodyphus dumicola, 17371 nucleotides. Its product is annotated as multiple PDZ domain protein-like. Lineage: Eukaryota; Metazoa; Arthropoda; Arachnida; Araneae; Eresidae. Gene Ontology annotation, molecular function: protein kinase binding. Gene Ontology annotation, cellular component: basolateral plasma membrane; postsynaptic membrane; adherens junction. Gene Ontology annotation, biological process: neurotransmitter receptor transport postsynaptic membrane to endosome; embryo development; receptor clustering. The record is from RefSeq and is a predicted model, not a curated record.
CGUAGCUGAAACCUCUUCCUUAUCCGGAAAUCGCGCAUCAUGUGAAACUUCUAAAAUAGUACGUGGAGAUGUAAAUGUUGAGCUACCACUCUAAGUAAAACUAACUCCGGAUUUAUUUCGGAGAGGAAUUUAACAUUUUAAUUUCGUUCGUAUUUGGACCUUCUCUGUGAUGAGGGCACUUGUUUCUCCCCGCGAAGUUUUCCUUCAGAGUUGCAUUCCGUGUUUCAAGGAAAAUGGACUAAGAGUAUGAAAGGUGCCCUGUAAUGGGCUGCUGGGGAGGGCAAUGGAGCUGGAGGAGUUGCACUUCGCCGACGACUCUGCAGACGACCCUUAUGACAUCGUCCUCUUGCCGGACAGCAACAAGAUCGCGCCUGAGAAUAGGCUGUCUCCCGCCCACGCUUGCAUCUCCCUGCCCUUGAAAGCCUUGAGCAACAUCCAAGAGUUUGUGGAAACGACUAUAGUGCUGAAGAAGGACAAGAAAAACGAACUCGGAUUCAGCAUAGCCGGAGGCAGUGAUUCUUACCUGGAGCAGAUAUGUGUCACAGAAGUUCAUCGAGAUGGCGUUGCUUACUCAGAUGGAAGACUUCGAAAAGGUGACGUCAUAUUAGCUGUGAAUGACAUCUCUUUCCGGGAGGCGACUCUUGCCGAGGCUGUGAAGUGUUUGAAGGAGACUCCUUCCCCCGUGCGGCUCAUCAUCCUUCGAGAGAAUCCUCAGGCCCUCUUCACCACCAACGAGACUCCCACGAAGUUCAUCACGGUGGAACUGAGGAAGUUCAGCAUUCGAGACAGCAUCGGGAUCAGCAUCAUGCAGAGGACGAACGGCAGGGGAGUUUUCGUCACUUACGUGCAGCCGGGCAGCAUCGCCGCCAGACACGGACGCCGGAUUUCUCAGGGCGACCAAAUCCUGGAGAUCAACGGUCACAACGUCAGGGAGAGCAACCAGAAGGAUGUGGCACACAUGAUACAGAACCUGGAUGGUGCGAUUGUCUUGCUCCUGGGUAGGGUCCCGACUCUCCACAGCUCGAUUCAGGAAUGGGUGAAGUGGAAAGCCCAGCAGUGCCUAAGGACCAGGACUUCCACCUGGUCUUCAUACACCGCCAACACGAAAGAGAAGCUGCAGGUCCAAAGACCCAGUUUGCCUGUCAGCAAGGAGAGUCCAGCCCUAGGAUUUGCCAACAGCAUCGCUACCGUGAUUUGCUCGCCCGUUGUCCCAGACAUCCCGGUCAUGAUGAAGAGUCCCACCUCCAGCCUCAGACGCUCCAGGCUCAGCAUCCCCGAGGAGGAUUCUUCGAGGUACAGGCGAGACGGGCACCGGCGUACAGAAGAGUUCAAGUCCGGGUCGGGGGAGAGCCCUCGAGUCCCUAGCAUCCUGGUCACCAGUUUUUAAGUUCAUUUCGAGACUGCGGCAUGGGUACCAACCGGUUUUUAAACAUUUUGGUUUUCGCCUAAAGAAGAUGACGUGUGGCAUGUCUUUUAUAAGAAUUAUGGAUUUUAUUCUUGAACUCGGAUUCAGUUCAACGUAUUUUAUAAAACGGUAAUUUGAUCUUAUCAAACUCCAGCAUGAACUUUCAACUAGACUUUAAAAACUCUUUGGAUUAUUAAUAUAACGUGCUAAACAAUAGAAUAUAAUCUAUUACGAAGUUUUUAUACAACAAGUCAUUGUUUUUCUCCUUUCAUACUCCCUUUAAUCCCCCGUCUGAAGUCUUAAAGACCACUUUGGAGAUAAGGAGGCAUAAGGAAGUUUUGCAGUUUUUAACCGCAGUUGCAACAAGUGUUGAUAUUUAUGACGAGAAAUGAAAUAUUUACUGAUGGUGAAUGCGAGACGCAGAAUUAAUCUGCAGCUAUAUGCAUAUAACAAUGGCAUUAUUACGUCAGAUAUCACCGUAUUUGCCGAUGUAUAAGACGCACCUCCUUUUUGUUUGAAAGAUAAAACUUUAUUACUGAUCAUUAUAAUGAAUUUACAGUAUUUUAAAUAUAAAUUAAUACAAAUACAAAGUAAUACUUUCUUCAAAUUCCAAAUCGAUCGGGGAAUGAGCACAUUUUAAUUUUCUUCUAUAAAACCCACUCAUCUGUAGAGCUAAAUUAAGAAACAUUUUCUCAGUUGUGGAUGGCGCGAAAUAUCUCUCUGCAGCUCUGUUUCCAGGUUCUUUAGCAUACGCAAUCACACGUAGCUUGUAUGCUGUGUUACAGUAUUGCCGAUGUUGUUCUUGAGCCAUAACUUGCCAACAAAUUUUAAAAAGUUGAACAGUAGAAAUUUCACACACUUAAAAGUCGUUCAUAAAAACUGGAAAAUUUAAAACGAGCCCAGCUGUGAUCAUCGAUGACAGAGCAUGCGCAUUCACUGAACUCCGUAACUAAUAUUCCCAGACUCCGCAAGGAAACAAGGAAACAAAAUCGCAUAACUCUGAAUAGAGGAAAUUUUCAGAAGUGAAUGUAAUAUAAAACUGAGUGUCGACGUAGAAGGAGCACCCCGUUUUUCAAACCUAUUUUCAAAGAAACAAAUUGUAUCUUAUUCGUCGUCAAAUACGGUACUUUAUACGCAUGUUUUUGAAAGUUAUAUCUGUCGUUAAAAUACAUUAUGGUGCAAAUUCAGUAUUCAUCCUGGCAGCAAUAAACAAUAAUUUAAAUAAUUUUUUUGUGAAACUGAUAGCAGAGUAUUCAAAUUUUAAGACCUCUAAAAAGGUUUCAGUUUUAUUACAGUUGCCAUUUUUAGUAACUACCGAAUUAUAUAAGGUUUUAACUAAAAUACAUGAAGACUCUUUUGGCACCAGCUUAGAGAGGAAUGCAAGAAAAAGUAUGAGAAUGUCCUGAUACGGUUCAGGUAUGAAAAAAUGAAAUUUUUGCGACUGUUCGUAUUUUCUGAAAAGAAAACAUAAUAUCCCCAUAGCAUCAUUUUUCACUAAACUAAUUACGAUACUCGGGACCAUGUUAGCAAUUAAAAUAUUUAUUACAUUUCUGGACUGAGUUCAGAUUGAAAAUAAUAUAUAUGUCAUAGAGUAUAUGUCUUAACUGGAUAGUAUAGGCCAAAUUUCCUCCAAUAGCAUCAAAAGGAUCAUUACUAUUCUAGAGGAUAUCGUUAUUAAUUUCUCGAGAAGAUGAACAUGUUAAUGAUAUAUAAUUUUAUUUCUGAAUAAUAUUUUGUCUAGCUUUAUAUUCGUACGUUUACUAUGAAAGUACUAAUAUUCUUGAAAUAUCCUUUGAUAAUACUGUAGAAGUUUCAAGUUAUAACAUUUAAAAGUAUUUUUUAAUGUCCACAAACUUCGGAAAACUAUAGGUUGUUUUUCCUUCAAAGCAAAUUAUCAGAAAUAUUGUCAUAUUUUUGUCUGCAUUUUUAAGCUCACAAAGGAUUGAUAAUUAAAAGAUAAUAGCAAUGUUGCUCAAUAAUGUAAUCUGUAAUAAAUAUAGCGGUGGUUUCCUAAACUAAGAAAUAAUAUUCCGAAGAUUCAGCAUGAGUAAAAAGCUAUGAUAUACAAUAAUUUUAAAUAAAUAUUUCUGAGACAUGAGCAUCAAUUUAUAAGAUCGUUCUUAGUUAAAAACCUUUGAGAAACACUACCGUAGCCUUGACCUUUCAUCAAGCAUGCCGUGAUUUCAUUUAAAGUUCCCAGAAUUUAAACAACGAAUCUAUUUAAAAGAAAAAACAGUUGAAAUUAGAGAAGAUAUUAAAGAGUUCAAUUUUACCUUUAGACGUUAAAAAGUGGUAUAUUAGUUUCCAUUUACGUUUUACAGUUGUAGAUUUGAUGGAAUUUCUACUAAAGUUUAGUUUUACAAUUUUUUGCUUCUCUUCUGGUUCUUCCAGUGCAAGCAGAAAACGAAUCCUUCUCUGUCCUCUGAAUUUUCCCCCAGGAAAAGAAUUUGGCACACUUAGUGAUUUCCGAGGUCUUAUUUGACAUUACGUUUUAUUUCUUUAAACUUCGAAAAGAAGGAAUUUUAUUAGGAUUCUAAGAAAUGGAAUUUCGUUUCGCUGAAUUGUAUGAAAGUCAUUGCGCCUGUGGGUGAAAUGUUUGAUUGAAUUUUUUUAAUAAUAAUAUUGGUUUCAAGAACAGAAUUAUCAAAUCUUUUUAAUUUAAAACUCCUGUUAAUAAGAAAUAAAGUUAGAUAUCUAUUUUAAAUCCUUUAAAAUAGAUAAACUAUUAAAAAGUUAAGAACUGUAGUACAUUUUUGUAAUGAUAUUCGUUUCAAGAACAGAAUUGCUAAAUCUUUUUAAUUAAAAAUUUCUCUUUUUAAGGUAUGUGGAUUGCUAUCUAGAAUAAAAAGUUUGAUGAAAUAUUAAACAUUUAGUAGAACGGAAGUAAAAAGAAUUUGAGAUAUAAAUUAUUUCAUCUGGAAAUAUUUUCGCUGAGAAAGACUAUUCCAAUUUUGAUCAUUUUCCGCAUAAAUUUAUUCUUCAGUUCGUAAAUGAUUCUACAUUUAAAAUUUGUUUCGUUAUUUUAAAAUAUUGAAACAUCACGUAUCUGCAUAGUGUAGAUAAUUCUUAAACACUAAUAAGAAGAAAUAUUGCAGGAAUAAAAGUAUUUUCACCUAUGCAAAUGUGUUUUAAAGCAAUUACAUCACUAAUUAUCUCUUGAAGAACGAUCGUGGACCUGUGGUUACAGUUUAAGAAUAAAACCUCUAAAUAACUGUAACUAAUAAAUAACUAAUAACCUCUCUUGAUAUCUACAAUAACGUGUUUAAUAAACUGUUAAAAUAUUAGAAACUACAGAAAAAAUUUGGAGGGCAAAUUACUUCCGUUGGAAAUAUUUUCACCGUAAAAGAUAACUUCACAAUGAAUAUCAUUAUUCAAUAGCAUUCUAUAGAUAAUUAAUUAUAUAUUUAAGUAGUCAUUCUUUUAAAAACUAAACUAAUCUUAUCCGCACAGUGCAGGCAAAGUUUGAACAGUAAACAAGAAAAAGGAAAUGUAGAUCAUUUAGCAUACCUGCAUAACUGCUUCAGAAUUAUUUUGAGAUUAAAUGACUCUUGAAGAAUGGUCGUAGUUCAACAGUUCCACUUUAACAAAUAAAUUUAAUAUAAUGGUUUCAACAUAUAUCUUCCAAUAGCAAAUUUCAGAUAAAAUAAAAGAUUAUUUUUUGAAGAGCUGUAAUUUUAAUAAAACAAUAUUUUUAUACUAAUGAAAGACGUCCCAUUCCAAUGACAGCCAGUAAUUUACGAUAUAUACUUAAUUGGAAAGUAAUUUAUGUCUAAUAAACCUUACAAAUAACAUUUCACCAGACUGUGGCUUUGACCUUUUAUCAGUCAGCAUCAAUUAAAAAGCAUUUUUUAAAAACCGCUUACAGGAAAAAAAAACCUUUCGUUCAAAAACACGUUUAAGAUAUUCGUCAAUGGUAACACAGAGUUUUUAAUCAGAAUUUAAUUUCAAGAAUAGAUCUCACAUGUAUGCUAAAAAACAAAGGCCAUGUAUUUCAGUGCUUAAGUCUUCAUCCCAAGCGGCAAUUUUAAUGUUUUCUAGCAUACUCUGCAAGAUGUUUCGAAUGAUAAAAGUACUCUGGCAAAUCGAUUGGUAGUAGUGGCUUUAUUCGUAUAACAACUAAUGCAGGUUUUUUGUUAGUUUAGCUCAAGAUAAACAUAUAAGCUAAAACAAUGGUAGACAAACAUCCGUUGCCAUGUUACCGAGAAAUAUUUCUGAGUAUAUUAUAUUAUUGCCUCUAAUAAUCUCAAUGAAUACAGUACUGUUAAUUCUCUAGUGUGUUAUCUCAGUUUCACGACUUAGGUGUGUAAGUGCUAUAAUUUGCAGCGCAUGCACUGCUGUUGGACUUAGAAAUAUAUAACGCUGUUAUACGACAUCAGUUAUACAGGGUGAAUGUGAAAAAGAGUGCAAAACUUUAGCGGGUGGUAGAAGGCAACUAUACGAGCAAUAUUCGUCACAGAAUGUAUGGUCGGAACUCAAAUGACGAGCCGCUAGGUGGCAUUGUAAAUAAAUGGUCUAAAAGGGUCUGUCCUCUCACCCAGCGGAAUUUUCUACCUUGGAUUACCGAUAGGAUUGCUGGUUAAACGAGCCACAAAAUUUACAGGGCGAUGGAUUGGUCGAAGUGGUCCCAUAGCUUGGCCACCAAGAUCACCGGAUCUCUCGUGUUUGGACUUUUCUUGUGCGGCCAUAUGAAAAGCCUAAUCUACGAGUGCCCCAUUGAAACCAAUGUGGAUUCUAGUCACCAGAAUCGCUGUUGUUGCUGGUGUCUUCGCAUAGGUGCGUCAAUCCCUAUCCCGCAGGAGUGAAGCCUGCAUUACUGCUGGUGGAAGAUCUUUUGAGCAAUUCCUAUGAGCACGUUAUGUUAAUAAACUGUUUCCUGAAGUAUCUCCUCUCAUUCUUGUGGGAAUUGUGUAAAUAUGACAGUGGAAAUCUACUUUGUAACUUCUCACUGUUUGCUUUCCGACCGUACAUUCUAUAACGAAUAUUGCUCGUGUAGCUGCCUUCUAUCGCCACUAAAGUUGUGGCUAUUGUUCAGAUUCACCCUGUAUAGAACAAAAAAUCCAGUAAUAGAGACUUUUUACGCUUCGGUAAGAAAAGAACGAAGCGUGUUUUCUAAAUAUCGUACUGUGUCUCCUUUCGUGAUGUAUUUCCAUUUGUUUAGCCCAGUUUUUAGCUUCGAACAAAUAUGGAAUUUUAACUGUUAAGAUUCUAAGUAUACCGAUAUCUUAUAACUAUUUGCUUUUCCUUUUUUCUAGAUAAAGUAAAAUUAAAUUUAUCUUAAAUUAUUUACGUGUAUUUAAUUUUUCAUUGAUUGAAAGUUAAAAACUUAAUAUAUUUAAAGGUUACAUUGCCAUUAUAUAUCACUGAAAAUAAUAAUAUCUCAGGUUUAGCUGAAUAGAAAUAGUUGGUGUUUUGGUUUGCAAGAGAGAAAUAUCAUUUCUUUGUUCAAAAAUUAAAAUAUGAUUAUUUGUUUUUCAGAACUAUUUAUUGUCAGUUUAUAUUAUUUAUCAGUUUCAGAACUUGCAAAAAUAAAUGUAAUUUCAUUGUUUCCUCUUAACUGAAAAGGAACUGGAUAGUUUGAUUUUGCAAAUCAAAAUUUCUUCCCUCUGAAUGAACAAAAUAAAAUUUCUUUAUUUAGCAAUGAUUCAUUUUAUAAAAGAUAUAUGAUUAUUUAUUUAGGUUUAGAAAUUGUUUUGAAUUAGAAAGUCAAUAAGCAAUAAUUUCUAGGUUGAAAGAACAUCAAGAAGCAUUAAUUUCUAGGUUUUGUUUUAUUGAAAAUCCUGUAUAUCAGAACAAAAUUCUAAUUUCAUUUAAUUCCUUUCCUAAAAAAAUUAGGCAAUGAAAAUUUUGAUUUGCCAAAACACCUGAUCUAGUUAUUUCAAGGGUGAUCUGAAUUUUGUUUUAUGAAUAUUUUUAUCUUGUUUUAUAAAUGUUCUUAUCUUGAUUUAGCUAUCCAUUUAAUUUUUGUAGUACUUCUUUUGUCAUCAUGAAAGACAAUAACUGAAGAAAAAAUUUGUUACAUACUUUGCAGUGAACGCACAUUUCAUCCACAAAAAAACAGUGCAAUUAUAUUUUUCCUGAAAAACGAUAUACUGAUGUGUUCCAUUCUUCCUGACUAGAAUUUCAGAACAUUUGGUCCUGCACUUACUAACAUUAAAUAUAGAACACAGGCAAUGAUGUUAGAUAUUUAGCUUUCUGCUAUGAUUGACGUUAAGUACCUCGUCUAAAUACCUGGAGUUUAAUUGGCAUUAUCAUUAUACUUCUAAACCCGAUUCUGAUAUUUAAUCAACAAGAAGUGCCAGUUGGUCCAGUGUGAUCUGAUUCGGGUAUCAGAUCAUUUAAUAGUUUUGCAACCAAACUAAUAUCUGAUGAUAUUUACCAUUACAGAUCCUUCUUGGCAAAAUAUUAUUUACUUGAUAGAAACAUUUUCCUGAGAAAAAAAGACAGUUUAGGAAACUAUUUCAGUAGAAUCCCUUAAAAUAUAAUAUAUGGAUAAAACAAAGUGAACAUUAAGUUUAAAAUACUCAUAUGAGUAAUAUAUACUUUCAAUUAAGAAAUAGUUUUUUGAAUUUUAUGAACUCAUCGAAAUAUUAUACUUAAUGCACUAGGGAAUCUAUUUUCAUACGAAUAGAACAAACGGUCAAUCAAGUGCCUGAGAGUCUGUAGUGUAUGAUUUCUGUCUGAAGGUAGAAAUUAGAGGUACUUCCGUAUUUAUUGGUAUCUGUUAUUCCCACAUACAAUAAUUUGCUAGUGAUAUCGGUCGUAUAUUCUCGCUAUGUAUAAUUUUCCAACAAAUAUUUUAUUAAUUAUUACAAAGGCUGCAUACUUGUAAUUUCCAUUUGUUCAUCUCUAAGAAAUUGCAUUUAAUUUAAUUCUAUUCUUAAGUAAUUACUUCUCUUUCUCAGUUUUAUAUUUAUGUACAUUUAGGAAUGAAAUUAGCUCAGCAAGGAGGAAGCACUAGAUAUAAGUAAAAUGUUUCAGACAUAAAGAUAUAUAUGUGAAAAAUUCACACGACUUCGAAAACACAGCAGAAAGGCGAUUAAUGAAUAACUUAUAGAUGUUAGUCCGCAUCGCUUCAUAAGGGCCUUAAACCAUUGCAAGUUGAGGUACAAGUGACAACAUGGUCCAUUACUGAGUUAAACGGCAGACUGACAUUGUCCUGUGGCAGAUGAAUCCACGCCGUUUUUACGGAGGGCUGUUUAUAUUCAAUACCGUGACGCAGCAAAAUUCUGCUCUCAGACUUUUCGCGUUUUCUCAGUUUAUAGACGUUCUGGGCAGUAGACAGGUUCAGCGCAAAGGAUGACCAUGAAAGUGUCUGCUCAUGACAUAAACGAUCCUAGACAACAGUAGCGAGUGUGAACGCGAGCAUUAUUCUGCUCGAAUAGCACUUUAAGACUACAAAUAGCACAUAUGGCCGUACAAUUUGAUCCGCUGACUAUAGGGCUUUCUGCUCCGGGCUGUUUAUUGUACUGGCUGAGAUCUGUUCUCUGACUGUCUCGGCUCUGGGAAUAUAAAAUACGCGAAUCUGGCGUUUUUGUAACCUCUAGAAGUGCGGUAAGCCUUACAACCCGAUUCAUUCGGAGCCUACAGAAUGUCAGUGUCGAAAGCCCCGUAUGGAAGCAAGCAAAUCUUACGAUCUGUCUUUCUCCAGCUUCACAAGCUCCACACCCAUCUUGGGGGUGUGUACAAGAAUUGAUGUAUCCACUGCCCAGAAGUUGGUAGCACAGGAUGUGCGCUGUGUACAUGAAUAUUUACGACCUCUUGGAUUUUCAAGCCCAUUCCCGCCACAUAAGGAGCGCUUCUAUAGGUGACUCGUGUAGUGGGCCUACAAAAAUUUUGCAACACGAAUUCCAUUGGGCUAGAAUCCCCGAUGUCGUUUAUUGUGUUGGCUGAGACAUGUAACCUGACAGUCUCGAUUUGGAGAAUAUAAAAUAGACGAGCCUAGCUCCUACUAUCAAAAAGGGAAAACCUCUAGAAUCCAUAAUCCUAUGGAGGUGGGGGGGCGUAAGGACCGGUUCUUCAUCUCUUCUUUGCUCCACGCCCUGAGUGCUAUGUUGAGCUCUAGGAACCGCGGCUACUGUUGAAAACGAAGUGCAUCAAAUGGGCGAGCCAUGUAGUUAUGUCCUUUGCCUACACGCAGAACAUGCAUACAUUUUUUAAUUUAAUACCAUUGUGCUAUCAAUGUGCUACAAAACACUACCGAGCAAGUAAAGAUAUAUGCCCUCAGGCCAUAAUGGUAGGUCUACGUGACUUCAACAAACGUAUGCAACGGUCACCCAAUCCCCAUAACAAAACGUGACUUGUCGUUAGACUUCAUGGAUUGCCAUUCCUUUACUCUCCACUUGGAUCUGUCAGGACACCUUUGGAAACGACGCUGCUGAUGUUUUAGUGCUAAAAGGCGGUGAGGUCGUAAUUCGUUUAUCGGAGACAUUUAACAACGGCUUUCACUCUAACAUUAACCACUAUAGCUGCCCUUGAAUCGGGCAGCCAUUGGUUCUAUACGGGACUAAGUCACGAUUUUUUUAUUUCCUUUACUGCCAGACUGCUUGGUGUUUUGGUUUCCUCACGUACCCAUUGUUGCCGAUGCUAUAUAAUAGUAUUGCCUAAACGAUCCAUGCGGAGGACUAUAAGAUCUCCAACCAUCCUUCGAUGUUUAUUCCGAUGAUGAGAACUUUCUAAACGUUUGUCAAAUGGGCAAACAUCAUUUGCAGUGCUUAAAUGGCCUAUUUCUUCAUUAAAUACAUUGCAUUAGCCGGUGCUUUUUGUACUCAAAUGCAAUCGAUGAGAUACUGUUGUCAACCUCUCGCUUCGGGAUUAUAGUACCGAUUGUAGGGUGCGUGACAAUGCACGAUCAUAUGCUUACCAAUUCGUUGCCUAGGCAACACUAGUUUAUAAUUUCACGGUCAUGGCACGCUCUCUUCAAUGUGUGCUAAUUUUAUCGAUUGCUCCGGGUAUUUUCUUGCAAACGUUAAACUUUCUUCAAGCUUCUUCACCAACAAUAUUUUUCAAAGAUGAAUAAUUUUAAAUUCUGUAGUUGAUUUAAAUGCUCUGUCAGUUUUUUCAAGUAAGAAACGAAAUACGAAUAGAAACCCAGAGCUUCUUUUUAUAAAACAGCCUUUUUGAGGACGUUACGAAUGCCUUAAAUAGCAUAUCUGAAACGCUAGAUUUCUGAAUAUAUUUCUGAUCACACAAGUCUCUGACGGUAUGGAGUAGCAUUAAAGAAAUACUUAUCGACUCGUUGCAAAAUCAUGUAUUAAGUUGCAACACUGCUUUAAAACUCGAAACUGCCCUGGGCAAUCCUGGUCAUCCGGUUCACUUUACUCUAAUAACUCAGCUAUACAGUCAUCAAGUAAAAUGGCCGUGUGUCUGCGGGGUUUGUUGCAUUACUCAAAUUUCUUGGUCCUAUGACUUCAUAAGCCUGAUCUUCGUUAGUCGAAAAUUGUGAAGGCAAAUUUUUUGUCGACAUUUCAUUUUAUCUUUUGAACUGAAUUUACUUCGAGACAUCUUCCUUCUAUUCUUCUACCUGUACUGAAAUCAAACUCGAUCAACAGAAACUACAAAGAUUAUAAUGCACACCAGAUGUCCUAUUAGGAAGAAAGACGAAAUAACAUUAUAAAUACAACUUUCGUAUUCCCAGUCUAUGAUCUUUGAAGACGCUACAUAAACUUAGCUCAUUGCAGAACGUGGUAGCUAGGACACUUUUAAAAAAUGCUUGGUCUAGGUUGUAAAACACCCUCUUGCACAUGUUUGUAGGUGUAAAAGGAAAUCGUUUCUUUCAAAAGUUUCAUAUUAUGUCCUUGAAAAGGGUGUUUUGUUAAAGUUUUUGUAAUAUCUUCCUUUAAAAAUGCAAGGCAUUUAUUUCGUUGCAAAAGUAACUAUAAAAAUUCAGGAAAUCGAUUCCGUAUAUCUACGUUUAUUUACACAUUAAGCAUUUUAAUUGAGUGAAGCUUUUAAUACUAUGCACAUUAUACUUCUGAAACUAAUCUCAUUGACCAUAACUAAUCGUUAAUCUUUCUCCUCAUAAUUCUGUAUUUAUUUUCGCUCAUAAUUUCUGAAUUAUGUUUUAUGACGUAACAAACGGAUGAGUUGAAGAAUCAAAACUGAGUCUUUUCCAAUACAAUUACGUAGAAAAAACUCAGAAAUCAACAGUCGUAAGUGCAGUUAUGCAUCACUCCUGAAAAACCUCAGAAAUCAGCACUAAGAAGUACAGUUAUAAAUCACUCCUGAAAAUACAGUUAUGCAUCUCUCCUGGAAAAAACUCAGAAAUCAACACUGAGAAGUAUAGUUAUACAUCACUUUUAAGAAAACUCACAAAUCAACACUGAUAACUACAGUUACACAUCACACCUAAAAACACAAUUAUACAUCACACCUGAAAAACUCAGAAAUCAACAAUGAUAAGUACAGUUGUGCAUCACAUCUGAAAAUAAAACUAUACACCCCUUCUGAAAAUAUAAUCAUACAUCCAUAUAAUUAUACAUCAGUCCUGAAAAUACAAUUAUACAGCACUCCUGAAAAUAAAAUUAUACACCACUCCUGAAAAUAAAAUUAUACAUUACUUCUAUAAAAACUGAGAAAUUGAAUAAGUGUAAUUAUAAGUUAGAAAACGAAGAGAAUUUAUUUAUAAAACAUAACUAUUUACGAUUGCUUUGCAGAUUUUCAGUUACUAAUAUUUGUACGGUUUAUAUAGUUCCAAGUAUCAGAUGGAUAUUUACUGACAUGUUGCAGCUAACAAGUUAUGGGAAACACAUAUACCAAUCAAUACGUAAGUACCAAAUUAGGUAAUACGCUCUAUUCGACGUCGAAAUAAGAUUUCAAACAUUUUUUCUUUAAAUUUUAAACAGUACCCGAUUUUGUGGUAUUCUUAAAAUAACAAAGCUUACGAAGGAGCUUAUAUUUUAUACGGAAAUAUCUAUGCCUACCUUUCGCACUAUCAUUCAACAGCAUAAAACAUCGAUGAUUUUGAAUAUAAGCUUUUGGGAUGAGGGAGAUUUUAGUUGCUACCCGUAACAUACAUCAUUAGCAAUCAGAAAAGUGUCUUGUAAAGAGAGCAAUAAAAGAAAUGUCGAACUAUAAAAUGAAAGAAUAAUAUACUAAGAUAUUUUAAUUUCGUGAUCAUCAAACCACGUUUGUGGAAUAAAUAGUUUACUCACUGUGAAUAAAGUAUUGAAAAAUGUCGAUAAAUUGAUACACCACGAGGUUAAGGAUUUAUUCAAAUCAUGUGAGAACUGAAUUAUCGAGGUAGAAAGAAAAAAAGCUUGAAGCUAAAAGGAAAAUGAUUUUAUAUUUUGAUUUUAUAUUUGAGCACGGAUAUAUGAUCAUUUAAUAUUUUAUUAUAGUGGAAAGAAUUUAACAGUUUUUUUUUCUUUGCACUAAAUAGCAUAUUAAAUCAGCUCUUAACUGUAAUCCAUCUUAGUUUCAAUAAUAGUUUUUGCUGAAAGGUUUAAAACCAUUUUCAGUAAAACUUCACUUUUUCUCUUUUCCCGUCUCUCUACGAAGACUUUCUGAUAGAAACUUGCUCGUAUUCACUGAGUAAAGCCACAGAAUGCCAUGGAAGCAGCCGUUUCGUUCUGAAUCGCAUCGGAGGUGAAAUAGCAAUGUUCAGCAGAUUUAUUUACUCAGACAUUUAUGGAUAGACAUUUCCUUCGAAUGCUUCAAAUUUGAAUGUCGAGUUAGAUUAAAAAUGGAUCAGACAUACAGAAUCCCCCUGGAUUUACUAUGAAUUAACCCUUUUUCCUACGAUGCGGUAAAGGAUCAUUUUUUGGUUUGUUCCACAGCUACAAAUUGUAAAAGUUGUUACUAUAAAUUAAACUUUUUGCCUACGCUGUGGUAAAGGAUCAUUUUGUGGUUUUUUCCACAGCUACAAAUUGUAAACUUUCUUACUGUAAAUUAACUGUUUUUCCUACUCUCUGUGGUAAAGGAUAAUUUUUUGGUUUGUUCUACAGCUACAAAUCGUAGAAAUUCUUUCUAUAAAAUAACUGGUUUUCCUACGUUGUGGUAAAAGAUAAUUUUAUGAUUUCGUUCUACAGCUACAAAUUGUAGAAGUUCUUACUAACAUAAAUUAACCGUUUUUCCUACUCUGUGGUAAACGAUGAUUUUGUGGUUUGUUCCGCAGAUACAAAUUGUAGAAGUUCUUUCUAUAAAUUAACUGUUUUUCCUACACUUUGGUAAAGAAUACUUUUUUGUUUUCUACAAACUGUAGAAGUUCUUGCUAUAAAUUAACCGUUUUCCCUAAACUUUGGUCAAGGAUAAUUUUUUAGUUUGUUCCACAGCUACAAACUGUAGAAGUUCUUACUAUAAAUUAACCGUUUUUCCUAAGCUGUGGUAAAGGAUCAUUUUAUGGUUUGUUCCACAGCUACAAACUGUAGAAGUUCUUACUAACAUAAAUAAACCGUUUUCCCUACUCUGUGGUAAAGGGUGAUUUUUGGUUUGAUCCACAGCUACAAAUUGUAAAGGUUCUUACUAUAAAUUAAACCUUUUUUUCCUAGGCUGUGGUAAAGAAUCAUUUUAUGGUUUUUUACACAGUUACAAAUUGUAAAGGUUCUUAUACUUUCUGCAUAAAUGUGCAUAAAAUGCCCUUUGUAUUUUACGGUGAUGUGCACAUAAAACUACCAAACACAUUAAUAUAACAAUACUUAACAUAAGGAAAAUAUAGCAACAUUUAACAAAGAAUUUUGUGAACACUCUUGUCAAAAAUUAUUUUCGAUAGGAAAGAAAUACAGAGGCUGUUUGCACAUUUUUAGACGAUUUUUCUUUGCUAUAAAAAACAUUCUCCUGCUUUGAAAUUUUUUUAACUGCAACUAUAUUUUCGAAAGUAUAAAUUAUCGUCUACCAUUUGGCAGUUUGUUUUCAUGCGAAUUGGCUCUUUUAAAGAAGCAAUGGAGGAAAGACUAUGUUUACGAAGAAAUUAAUUAAUAUCUGUUUGUUAAAGAGCUAUGGUUUUUCUAUUUCUAAAGCUACGAUAGGUAAUGUUCUCAACAAGAAAGGGAGGAAAAUAUCAAAGUUUGGCUUCAAGUGGAAAUAUUUUUUGAAAUACAUACCCAAGAAAAAGCUGAAUAUUUUGAAUGUAGUAAAGGUAAGAUCUAUAAUGUUAAAAGAAAGUUCGCCCAGUCAGAGGACAGUGGCAAAAUCAUUGAAAUGCUUGGUGUCCCCUAUAAAAAUUGAUUAAUGCUGAUUUCAGUGUUGUCGUUUUUUUCAUAAACAGGCAAAUUAAAAAUAAAGAACGUGGAAACAAACAUUAACAUAUUAUCAGGAACAGAUUUUAUGCCCAGUUUUCAAAUAUGAAAUACCUUAUUUUCACCAACAGUGUCAUCAAUAAGUAGAACUGCAUCAAGAAAAGGAAAUAGGUACACGUCCAAAUCCCACUGUGAAUUUCCCGAAGAAAAUGGAACAAGAAAUUGUUAUCACUCUUAUCCCUACUAAAUCUUCUGAUUUAUUUCCCAUGGAUUUUUGCUUUUUGGACUUUUAAAAAGCAGAUUGUCCAGACUUUGACCUACAACCCUACAUAGACUUUGGAAGUUAGUCAGGAGGAAUGGGACAAAAUAACCUCUUACGGAUACUAUAAAAGGCUUUAUUGCCUUGGACAUUACGGUGGAGAAAGAUAGUAAAUAAUAAGGGUUAUCAAAUAAAACAUUUGAAAGAAAAAAAUUGUACGUAAAAUAUUCCUGUAAAUACAAUUAAAAUCGUCUAAAAAUGUGCUAACAACCUCUGUAUUGAUGCAUAAUUAAACUGUCUAAGAAACCCUGAAAUCAAAUAAGAGAUUCUGUUACAAUUUCUUCCCAUUAGUGAACGCUGUAUGAAAAUUGAAAUAGCUUAACUAACCACUUCCACCUGUUGUUAUUUAAUAUCUUUGGUAGCGUUAGUUGAAAAUACUCCCUCUUAAAACUUUGUAGAGCCCACUUCCUUUGCAUUAAUAAAAUAUGAUUAUUUUCUUUAAGUCCCGUAUUAAAUAGCAACCACCGAUCGGUUCUUAAAAUGACUAGAAGAAUACAAAAAAACCUUCCUUUGAUGUCGUUUUAGUCUUAACUUUAUUUGCCCUGCGUCAGAUCAAAUUUGAAAAUAUUCUGUCAGUAACAAAAGCCAUUGCCUUAGUUGUGAGUAAUACUUUAUUACAACUUCUUUUAAUUCUACGUACUAGAUUUUGAUCUAAAUGUACAUUUGAAUCAUACUAGGGCAGCUACUCUUUGUAAAGCUUUCAAUCAAAUGCGUUUCAAAGCCUUACCAGACAUAUCGCGACAUUUUCAGAUUUUUAAUUUUUUGCUUUCUUUUAAAACUUCAUGUGUUGAAUGUUCCAUCUUUAAUGUUAUUUCCUUCUGAAACAAAAUAAUAAAAUGUGAAAGCCGAUUCAUUGUAAGGAAAAAUAGAGACAUUUAGACAUAAAUAACAAAAAGUGCACUUUCGAACUGAUCUAAGAGCCAAAUGGCCGCGUCUUAACAUACUCUAUGUGAACUUAAAUCUAAACUUACUUAAACUCUCGCCUUAACAUACUUUACUCACCAAGCGCAGACUUCACAUUCACAAGUAAGAGUGAAUAUAAUAAUAAUUAGCAAUGAAAAUAGCAAUAAUAAUAAUGGUGAUAAUAAUAGCAAUAGUGACAAUAAUGUAAAUAAAAGUCAUUAUAUUGGCAAGAUCAAGGAUAUUGUGAACUCUGUGUCGCCAACCGUAAACGGUGUACUGGUGUGGUGUAUUGAGAAUACGGCAAAGCACACUAGGGCUAUCUGCCUAAGGGGAGGGAUGCCUUCGUGGAGGACUUUCUAAGGGAAACUGGCUCGUAUACACGUUACACAUGGGGAAAACCACGAAAACGCCCAUGCAGCCAGCCCGUUCGCGAGAUUCGAACCUCUGACCGAACUACCAGCGAUUUUACCGCUCGGCCGCUGGUGGGCCUACCAACCGUAAACGAUUGCAUUACUGAAGGUGUCAAGAUCAAACAAACCUAAUCAAUACUCUGAAGGUAUAGGUGUCUUUAUACUUUCUUCUAAAAAUAAAAUACCUUUUCUUUCUCACCGUGUAAUAAACAACGUGAAUCGCGCUAUUUUUUACCAGAGAAAAUUGGGCUAAAAUCAGGGAUUUAAUAAAAUAAUCUUUAUAUUAUAAUUUAAUCCAAUCCGUCGAAAAUGAAGUACUUAUAAUCGUAAAAUUUCAACACAGCAGUCUAAAGUCUCAAGCAAUUGUUUACCUUUGAAAUUUUCAUUAGUAAUAAAAAGUACUGAAAUGAAAGUAAAAAAUAAAAACAAAUCGUAAGGAGGUUUUUUAAAAUGUUCGAUGUGGUUUUCGUAACUAGACUCCAAUUAUCUCUGAAACUACCUUCAGAAAAAUUACAAUAAGUUUACUACUUAAAGGCUUAUUACUUAUCAAUCUCUCAAUUACAAUCAAUGUAUCUCUCUCAAGUUCUUUGUCUAAAAUAUCAAAAACAAAACAUAUAGAAAACAUUUUCGUUGACACUACUACUUCCUAAGCUAACACCAAAUGGAUAAUUUUUUAUUUAUUUAAUUAAAAAACUUAAUUAUUCAAAACGCUGCUGAUACUGUUUUUUACGAGAUCCUUGCGCCCGACGCUUGCAAAAAAUAUUUACGUAAAGUAUCAACAAUUUGUAUAUUACCAUGACACAAAUUUCGCGUAAUGACUGAAAGUUUUUGAAACCAUCUGUUUACUAACCAAAUCCGUAUUUGCUGUUGAAAAUAAAGCAUUAACUUCAAUCCCUUCUUAUCCCAAAAGCUACAUAUUUGUGACCAAAAAUUCAUAUUUGCAAAAUGUAUUAUUUUCUGCUCUUUCUCAACCGAGGUAUAAGAAGAACAAACUUGUCUUAAUUAGCUUUCUGUUAGAUUUCAGUAUGUGCUUGAAUUCAAAUCCGUAGAGGUGGUUCUGUUCCCUUUACCAGAGUGCUUUGUGAAAUUUGUGUUUUGUCUUUUUAGCCUAGUUUUUUGAAUGCAGUAUGAUACAAUGUGAAAUAAAGAGUCUUGAAAAUAA